Messenger RNA from Camellia sinensis, 668 nucleotides. Lineage: Eukaryota; Viridiplantae; Streptophyta; Magnoliopsida; Ericales; Theaceae. The record is from RefSeq and is a predicted model, not a curated record.
UGAGGCCAAAAAGGUCACGCUUACAAAAAUGUCUACAGAUUUUCCUAAUACUGAACUAGAAGUCAACGUAUUGGAAUGGCUUCGCCAAUCUCCAACGAGGACGCCUCUGCUUUCCGAACAACUGUCGACUCCGCUACCGGAACAACCGACUCCGACGCCGACUACGACUACGAUCCUCGACGGCAACCCGGAUCUCAAUCAGAAGAUCGAACGUGUGCUUCGAAAUUUAUGCGGAGGGCGACAUGGGCCUUUGCUACUUCAAUUUUGGACAAUCACAAAAAUGGGCAGCCGGUUUUCUCUUAAAACUCAAAUUUCACAUUCUUUUCCUGUAACACCUAAUGAUGCACUUACACGGUAUUGGGUGACGUCUCACGGUAAUGAAAUUAGCUUGCCUGCUCUUUCCCGUGUGUCCAUGUCCGACUUUGGUUGGUGUGGCUCUCCUUUAGCAACUUUGUUUUUGACAGCGUAUUUGCCUUAUAAGGAGAUUUGUGUUGGUAUGCUUCAAAUAGUAUCCUACACCAAAGAGACAUGUCUACAAUUUUUCAGGAAAGCUUGUGUUCGUGACCGCUUUCAGGUUUGUUCCCAACCCAUAUAUCUUAGACAUGCUCAACAUUAAUUCAUGUGAAAUAUAUAGUUUUCAGUUGAAUUUUCUCUCAACUUUAGUAUUU